ACCUAACAUUAUAAACGAUCGCAAGUCACACGAGCUUAGUCUCUUACCCUUCAAACUCCAAGGCGCAGAUCCGAGGAGUUUGGGAUUAGAAACCCUAGUUUUAUCUCUCUACUCUCAAAAAAGUCUCCAAAUCUUUCUACCUCUCCAUCAACCUCUUGCUUACAAUCAGUCAUGGCAGGUUUGGCACCAGAAGGAUCUCAGUUUGAUGCUAAGCAAUAUGACACCAAAAUGAGUGAAUUACUCUCAAAUGAAGGCCAAGAAUUCUUCACCACAUACGAUGAGGUUUAUGACAGUUUUGAUGCAAUGGGAUUGCAAGAGAACCUUCUGAGGGGCAUCUAUGCUUAUGGUUUUGAGAAGCCAUCUGCAAUCCAGCAAAGGGGAAUUGUUCCAUUCUGCAAGGGUCUUGAUGUAAUUCAGCAGGCCCAAUCUGGAACCGGUAAAACAGCAACUUUCUGCUCUGGCAUUCUCCAGCAACUUGAUUAUGGUCUAGUCCAAUGUCAGGCACUGGUCUUGGCUCCGACUAGAGAAUUGGCGCAACAGAUUGAGAAAGUUAUGCGAGCCCUUGGUGAUUAUCUUGGUGUGAAGGUUCAUGCUUGUGUAGGUGGAACAAGUGUUCGUGAGGAUCAACGCAUUCUUCAAGCUGGUGUUCAUGUUGUUGUGGGCACUCCUGGUCGUGUGUUUGACAUGUUGAGAAGGCAGUCACUUCGCCCAGAUUACAUUAGGAUGUUUGUAUUGGAUGAGGCUGAUGAGAUGCUUUCACGUGGUUUUAAGGAUCAGAUCUAUGAUAUUUUCCAGUUGCUGCCGGCAAAAGUUCAGAUUGGUGUGUUCUCUGCUACCAUGCCACCAGAGGCCCUUGAGAUCACAAGGAAGUUCAUGAACAAGCCUGUUAGGAUCUUGGUUAAGCGUGAUGAGCUUACACUUGAGGGUAUCAAGCAGUUCUAUGUCAAUGUUGAGAAAGAAGAAUGGAAACUUGAAACACUAUGUGAUCUGUAUGAAACACUAGCCAUCACCCAGAGUGUUAUUUUUGUUAACACAAGGCGCAAGGUUGACUGGCUUACUGACAAGAUGCGAAGCCGUGACCAUACAGUAUCAGCAACUCAUGGAGAUAUGGACCAGAACACUCGUGAUAUCAUCAUGCGAGAAUUCCGUUCUGGCUCUUCUCGUGUUCUCAUCACCACCGAUCUCUUGGCUCGUGGUAUUGAUGUGCAGCAAGUUUCCCUCGUCAUAAACUAUGAUCUGCCGACUCAACCCGAAAACUACCUUCAUCGGAUUGGAAGAGGCGGACGGUUUGGAAGAAAAGGUGUUGCCAUUAAUUUUGUGACAAGGGAUGAUGAGAGAAUGCUGUUUGACAUUCAGAAGUUCUAUAAUGUGGUCAUCGAGGAGCUGCCAUCAAAUGUUGCUGAUCUCCUGUAAUGAGAAUUUUUGGUGUUUUGAGAAAGGGUUUCUUACUUAAUGUGUUGUUUUUCCUUUCUUGUUUAGUGUCUUAAUUUAAUAUUUUCAGACAUAUCUGACAGUUUAAUCUCAUAUGAGUCCUCAAUUGCAACCUGAAGAGAUUGUCUAGUUGUUAUUUACCCUUUUUAAUAUUUUUGCCCUCUUGGAAAGUUUUGCAUGUUGGGUUUUUUGUACUGUAUACCCCCUUUUCUAUAAAUUAUUAUUGUGGAA
Molecule: messenger RNA, 1662 nt
Organism: Hevea brasiliensis (rubber tree)
Lineage: Eukaryota; Viridiplantae; Streptophyta; Magnoliopsida; Malpighiales; Euphorbiaceae
Product: eukaryotic initiation factor 4A-14
Exons: 5
Coding region: 172-1413 (413 amino acids)
Biological process (GO): cytoplasmic translational initiation
Cellular component (GO): cytoplasmic stress granule
Molecular function (GO): translation initiation factor activity; RNA helicase activity; ATP binding
Source: RefSeq, a predicted model, not a curated record